AAAAAGAACGAGGGGGGGGCCGCGCAGACCGGGACCCCCUCCUACCCCCCCGUGCCCCCCCCCCCAUCUCAGCCCCUUUUCGAGUCCGCCGGGACCUUCACCCCCCCGCAGUGGGGCAUCGUGGAUCUCUCCGGCCAUCAGCACCUCUUCGGGGGCUUCAAACGUGGGGGGACGGCGGCGGCGCCCGGAGCCCCCCCGACCCCCUCGGUGCCCCCCGACGUCGGGGGCAAAGAGGAGAAGAAUUACUUCCGCCGCCUGAAGUACCUGAUGGAGCGGCGCUUCCCCUGCGGGGUCUGCCAGAAGUCCUUCAAGCAAUCCUCCCACCUGGUGCAGCACAUGUUGGUGCACAGCGGCCAGCGGCCCUACGAGUGCGGCACCUGCGGCCGGGCCUACAACCACGUCUCCAGCCUCAUCCGCCACCGCCGCUGCCACAAGGACGGCGGGGGACUCGAGGGACCCGGCGGCGGGGCUGCGGUGGGGCCCAGUGGGGUGAGCGGUGCGGGGUCGGCGACGGCGGCGUCCAACGGGGUGAGUUUGGUGGUGGCCGGCGUCUUGCCGGUGCCCAAUGGGGCCAACGUGCUCAACUCGCUGCCCGGCGGGGUCAACUCGAUGCCCAACGGGGUCAACGUGGCGCCCAACGGGGCCGGCGUGGUCAACGUGGCGCCCAAUGGAGCCAACGUGGCACCCAAUGGAGCCAACGUGGUCAACGCGGCGCCCAACAGGCUCAACUCGGCGCCCAACGGGGCCAACGUGGUCAACGCGGCGCCCAACGGGGCCAAUAUGGUCGGCUCGGCACCCAGUAGGGUCAGCGUGGCCCCUAAUGGGGUGAAUAUGGUCAACUCGACGCCCGGUGGGGCCAAUAUGGUCAACUCAGCGCCCAGCAGGGUCAGCGGGGCCAACGCGGCCGGCUCGCUGCCCCAUGGGGCCGCCGUGGUCAACGUGGCACCCAAUGGGGUCAACCCGGCGCCAAGCGGGGAGAACCCGGCGGCCAGCGGGGUGAACCCGACGACCCCCAACGGGGUCCACCCGGCACCCAGCGGGGUCAACCCCACCCCCAACGGCGUCAACCCGGCAACCGCCAAUGGAGUCGGCGCGACGCCCGCCGGCCUCACCCUGGCGCCCAACGCCGCCCUGAUGGUGCCCAGCAUCCUCCCGUCGCCCCCCGGUGCCACCGCGACGCUGAGCGGCGUCCUCCCGACGCCCUCCGGGGUCAUCCUGGCACCGGGCGGCCUCGCUUUGGCUCCCGGCGCCGCGGCGGUGCCUCCGGUGAACAACGCGUCCCCCGACGGCCCCUUCACCUGCUCCCUGUGCUGGAAGGUGUUCAAGAAACCCAGCCACCUCCACCAGCACCAAAUCAUCCACACCGGGGAGAAGCCCUUCAGCUGCUCGGUUUGCUCCAAGAGCUUCAACCGGCGCGAGAGCCUCACCAGGCACGGCAAGACUCACGCGGGGCCGCUGCGCCUGCCCUGCUCCGUCUGCGGCAAGGAAUUCCGCGACCCGGCCUACCUGCUGAGGCACCAGGCCGCUCACAGCGGGCAGCGGCCCGACUACCGGUGCGAGGUGUGCGGGAAGGGCUACGCCGCGCCGCAGAGCCUCCUCCGGCACCGGCAGGCGCACGGCGGGGCGAAGAGCGGAGCGAUGGCGGCGCCGGGGCCGUUCCUCGGCGUCGGCAAACCCGCGGGGUUCGUUUUCUCGGAGGAGAAAACGGAGAGCGGGGUUUUCCUGGCGCCGGGGAAGAGCUUCGGGUGUGGGGUGUGCGGGCGAGCCUUCGGGCGCCGGGAGACGUUGAAGAGGCACGAAAGGAUUCACACCGGGGAGAAGCCGCACCAGUGCGCCGUGUGCGGGAAGCGGUUCCGGGAGUCGUUCCACCUGAGCAAACACCACGUGGUGCACACGCGCGAGCGGCCCUACAAGUGCGAGCUGUGCGGGAAGGCCUUCGGUUACCCUCAGAGCCUCACCAGGCACAAGCAGAUCCACCGUCUGCCUCUGCCGUGCGGGCUGAGCGCCGUGCCGGGCGCCGGCAGCGGCGUGGAAGGGCUGAGCUACGGCUGCGCCGAGUGCGGGGAGCGCUUCGCCGACCUCUUCCACGCCGUCAACCAUAAGGAGGCGCACAUGGCGGAGAAGCCGUACGGCUGCGAGGUGUGCGGGAAGGCGUUCGGCUUCAUCGAGAACCUGAUGUGGCACAAGCUGGCGCACCAGGCGGCGCCGGAGGCGCCGGACGGCAACGAGGAGCACCCGGUGGUGCCGAGCGGGGAGCGCUUCACGUGCGGGACGUGCGGGCAGAGCUUCAAGCACUUCCUGGCCCUGGUGACCCACAAGUACGUGCACCUGGUGCGGCGCACGCUGGGCUGCUCGGUGUGCGGGCAGAGCUUCGCCGGCGCCUACGACCUGCUGCUGCACCGCCGGAGGCACCUGCAGAAGAGGCACUUCGGCUGCUCCGUCUGCGGGAAGCGGUUCUGGGAGGCCGCCCUGCUGAUGCGGCACCAGCGCUGCCACACGGAGGAGCGGCCGUUCCGCUGCGGGGUCUGCGGCCGCGGCUUCCAGCGCUCGUGGUACCUGCGGCAGCACAAGGUGGUGCACACCGGGGAGAGGGCCUACAAGUGCGCGCUGUGCAAGAAGAGGUUCGCCCAGUCGUCCAGCCUGGCCGAGCACCAGAGGCUGCACGGCACGGCGCGGCCGCAGCGCUGCCAGACGUGCGGGAAGACGUUCCGCUACCGCUCCAACCUGCUGGAGCACCGCAGGGUGCACUUCGGGGAGAAGGUUUACCGCUGCGAGCGCUGCCCCAAGAGCUUCUUCUACCUCUCGUCCAUCCUGCGGCACCAGCGCUCGCACGAGGCGCGCAGGGAGCUGCGCUGCUCCACCUGCAUGAAGCUCUUCAAGGACCCCAAGUAUUUCAGCAAACACCUCCAGGCCCAUCAGGGGGGGAGGCCUUUCAAGUGCAGCACCUGCGGGGAGGGGUUCCGCAACACCUACGGGCUGAAGAAGCACCGGAACGGGCACAAGAUG
Molecule: messenger RNA, 3006 nt
Organism: Phasianus colchicus (ring-necked pheasant)
Lineage: Eukaryota; Metazoa; Chordata; Aves; Galliformes; Phasianidae
Source: RefSeq, a predicted model, not a curated record